AUGAAGUCGUUCAAGUACGUGCUCCUCGGCGGCGGCACGGCGUCCGGCUACGCAGCUCGGGAAUUUGUUCAAAGGGGGGUGGAGCCGGGGCAGCUGUGCAUCAUAACUUCGGAGGCCGUGGUGGCUUACGAGCGGCCUGCGCUGAGCAAGGGCUUCCUGCUGGCGGACAAGCCGGCGAGGCUGCCCGGCUUCCACACCUGCGUGGGCAAGGGCUGGGAGCGGCAGACGCCGGAGUGGUACGCCGAGCAUGGUAUCGAGUACAUGACGUCCACCAGGGUGGUGUCCGCGGACAUCGCCGGCAAGAAACUGGUGUUGGACUCCGGCGAGGAGGUGGGGUACGAAAAGCUGAUCGUGGCCACUGGCGCAAGGCCCGCCACGCUCAGGGAGUUGGGCGUCCCCGGCGCUGAGCUGGAAGGGAUCCAUUACGUGAGGGAGGUGGCGGAGGCCCAGGCUCUCUACGAUGCGAUCGCCGAUUGCAAGGCAAGGUCGGCGCGCGCGGUCGUCAUUGGCGCGGGUUACAUCGGCAUGGAGGUGGCCGCGGCGCUGGCGGGCAACGGGCUGGCCGUGACGAUGGUCUUCCCGGGCGGGAUGCUCAUGGAGCGCCUGCUGCCCCCCGAGGCUGCGUCGUUUUAUGAGGAGUAUUAUAAGGAGAGGGGCGUGGAGGUGAUGUGGGGGCAGCGGGGGGCGGGCUUCGAGGGGGAGGAGGGGCGCCUGGAGGCUGUGCUGCUGCAGGACGGGCGGAGGAUCGAGGCGGGCAUGGCGGUGGUGGGCAUAGGCGCCAGGGUGAACAAGGAGCUCUUCGAGGGCCAACUGGACAUGGCCAAGGGCGGCAUCGAGGUCGACGGCCGCCUGCGCACCAGCAACCCCGACGUCUAUGCCAUCGGCGACGUGGCCGCCUUCCCGCUCGUGGGCUACGGCGGCCAGCUGCAGCGCCAGGAGCACGUCACCAACGCGCGCCUGUCCGCCGCCCACGCCGUCUCAGCCAUCAUGGCCCCCGAGGAGACCGGCGACUACGAGUACCUGCCCUUCUUCUACUCGCGCUUCUUCGCCCUGUCGUGGCAGUUCUACGGCACCAACAAGGGCAAGAGCGUGAUGUUCGGCGACAAGGGCGCAGCCAAGUUCGGGAUGUACUGGCUGGCGGAGGGCAGGGUAGUAGGGGCGUUCCUGGAGGGGGGGAGCGCGGAGGAGUUCGGGUGGAUCAAGGCCGUGGCGCUGAGGCGGCCGGAGGCGCCGGCCACCGAGGAGCGCCUGGCGGCCAAGGGGCUGGCGUUCGCGGCGGCGGUGGCGGCGCAGGAGGCGUAG
Molecule: messenger RNA, 1302 nt
Organism: Ostreobium quekettii
Lineage: Eukaryota; Viridiplantae; Chlorophyta; Ulvophyceae; Bryopsidales; Ostreobiaceae
Source: the annotation of a GenBank genome assembly